Molecule: messenger RNA, 2349 nt
Organism: Cololabis saira (Pacific saury)
Lineage: Eukaryota; Metazoa; Chordata; Actinopteri; Beloniformes; Belonidae
Gene: reep6
Product: receptor accessory protein 6
Exons: 8
Coding region: 77-772 (231 amino acids)
Source: RefSeq, a predicted model, not a curated record
UUAAGCCGUGUUGUCCUCUCUGCCACGGGCUGCUUCCCUCCGACUCCUCUGCCGUCCCAGGACCUCUCCGGACACCAUGGGCCUGUUGGACAUCUUCUCCUCCAUCAGAGACCGAGCUGAGAAGUUUCUGAAUGAGAAAAACGUGGUGACAGACGCCUUAGCGAGGAUAGAGGAGAAGACGGGGAUCCGGAAGAAAAUCGUUGCCUUUGGUGCCGUCUCACUGACCGGACUUUACCUGGUGUACGGGUACGGCGCCUCGCUCCUCUGCAACCUGAUCGGCUUUGCCUACCCAGCCUAUUACUCAAUCAAAGCCAUUGAAAGUCCGUGCAAAGAGGACGACACCAAAUGGCUGACGUACUGGGUGGUGUACGGCGUGUUCAGCCUGGGAGAGUUCUUCUCUGAUAUCUUCCUCUACUGGUUUCCGUUCUACUACGCCUUCAAGUGUCUGUUCCUGCUGUGGUGCAUGGCCCCCACGUCAUGGAACGGCUCCCAAGUCAUCUACGACAAAGUGGUUCGUCCCAUCUUCCUCCGCCACGAGGCCACGGUGGACAACAUGGUCAACGACCUCAGCGGGAAGGCCAUGAACGCCGCCGAGAACCUCACCAGGGAAGUCCUGUCCACGCUGAUCAAGAACAAAACCUUCAGUAUGCCGGUGCCCAAAGUCGCCCCGUCUGACGCUAAGGGCUUACCAGAGGCAUCCGGAGAAACAUCAGGAGUGAAAGUCUCUCCGUCAGAGCAGAAUGGAGAAGAGCGAAGGCCUUUCCUCGGUUAACCAGUCUGGAUGAGAUCGGUGUAGACUGACGCCGUACAGGAGAGGAGGAAGAAUAGGAUCCUCACUGAGGAGGAGGAGGAAAAAGCCAGGACGUCGCCCUUCAUUCUGACGGAUCCCGGAGACUGUUCCUGUUCAUCUAUCUUUUAGUCCAAUAGCUGAGGAACUCUUUGUUUAUCUUUAUUUAAUGUCUUUAAGAUUUGGGGAUCACUGGUUUGUUUUUGUUUUUAUAUUCGCUGUUUCCCCGUCCUAAAAAUGUUCCCGUUUGAGGUUCAUCAUCGUUUAGGGACGAAAUAUUAAAUCAGGGGAUUGAAGUUUUUAAAGAGCUUAAUCCCCAAAUCCUCUUGUGAAAUCCCCCCCUCCCAUUUACCCCCAUACCCAGCAGCACCACCCGUACCGAACCAAUCACGAUGGGGCGGGGGCGGGGUUUAUGUGAUGACUCUUACACUAUUCAAAACAUGAUCAACAAGUUUUUAACGUAAAACAAAACAACAAAGUUUGAUACUGGUCUGAUUGUAGCUCCGCCCCCUUCAGAGCAAUCCUCCUUGUGAUUGGUUGUAUUUCCGGAGGCAUUUUCUUCUGCAAGCCUAGGUUCUGGUGCUGGUCGUCCAACCCAAAGAAACCACUCUAAUUCUUUGUAUGGAAGGGUUACAGAAUUAGGAUUCUGGUUCUGGUUCUGGCUAGGCUUUGUGAUGGCAAAAAUGGUUGUUCGUUCAAUAAAGAUGUUCAAAGAUGAAUGUCAGGACACCUCAGCUGUCUUUCUGAAGUUUUAAUGAAAAGAGGAAAAACAUUCAAGGCUGGGAACAAAGACAAAACAUACAUAUCACCCUGACAACCAUGCUUUGUCAAAGGAGCAUGACCUCACCAAGGAAUGUUCACUUGAAAACAGGAUUUGUGAAAGCAUACAAGAUCAAAAUGUAUACCAAAAUUUCCCAUUACAGCUUCCAUUCCCCCAAAAAACAUUUUAGAUUCUAUUAAUUCAGAUUAAAACUGUUUGCACCAGUUGUUCUCGCUGUUUAGUACCGGUUGUUUUCAGACUUGUUUUUUCUCUUCAUACAAAUAUUUGAAGUGUCCCAGCAGCCCGCUCGGUUUCCACGGUGACCCGUCCAGAUGGGACAGAACCACCACUGCUGGCGGCGGUUGAAUUGGUUUGAUAUUGGAUAUUAUGAAUUCAACACCCAUAAAACUUGUGAUACAUACCAAUGAUUUUGGUCAAACCACUUGUGAUGUGUUCAUGGUCAUCUGACUAUAUAUCACAAGAGAGUAAUUAUUAUAAAAUCAUAUUAUGGGCUGAUUUAAUGAGGUUUAAUGAAAACAAUCGGUGUUAUGUAUCACAAGUUUUAUGGGUGUUGAAUUCAUAAUAUCCAAUAUCCAAUAUCAAACCAAUUCAACCGCGGUCCACUGCUGUGUCAUUUGGGUCGGCAGCAGAGACGGAAGGCCCGGUGUCUUCCAGCUGGGGUUGAGAUGCUCAGAAGAGUUCCUAAUCCGACCCAAGUGUCGUUGGUUCCCGAACCAAACCAAAACACGACUGAGGAGGAAGCCAGGGGCCGAGACGUUUCUACUCUGAAAUAAACCGUCUU